UUAGAAUUUGCUUCUUCCAAACAUGUGAAAAUAUUAAUUAAUUCAUAUUACUAAGUCUCAAACUGGAUGACUUUUACAAGACACAAACAGAUUCAUGGGAAACACGUUCAACAUGAGUCCCCACAGGAUUUUAACUUCAUGUAUAUAUAGUUGAGUUUGUAUAUCAAUAUUUGAGAUAAAGAAAAUGGGUCGUUCACAUAGCAGAUCACCAAGAUUGUCCCUCAGUAGGUCUGUGGGUCGCGUUCGUGUUCGUGUUCUUUCGCCUUCACUUCAAUGCAAAAGAGCUUCGAAUUCUAUCGAAACUGAUCAGAAAGUUGAGUUCUUGGGCAACGGGGAGGAGAUUGAAUAUGUCGGGAGCUAUGAAAAAGAGAAUGGUGGUGGGACUGGAAAUAAGGUGAUGGUGGUGGUUGACUCAAGUCUUGAUGCUAAAGUAGCUCUUGAAUGGGCACUGUCACACACUGUUCAAAACCAGGACACCAUUCUUCUUCUCUAUGUUAAUAAUUCCAAGUCCUCCAAGAAAGGUAAAGAGUCUCAUGGCAAGAUUAAUUUAAGAGCUUAUGAAAAACUUCAUUCCAUGAAAAAUACUUGCCAAACCAAGAGACCUGGGGUUGAAGUUGAGUUGAUAAUGCUUGAAGGGAAAGAAAAGGGUCCAAUAAUCGUGGAGGAAGCGAAGAAACAGAAGGUCUCAUUGUUGGUUCUCGGGCAAAGAAAGAAAUCGAUGGUGUGGAGAUUGAUGAAGAGAUGGGCAAGCAGGAAAGCCAGGGGAGGAAUUGUUGAUUACUGUAUCCAAAAUGCUUCAUGCAUGACAAUUGCUGUGAGGAGGAAGAGCAACAAGGUUGGAGGAUAUUUGAUUACCACUAAACGUCACAAAAAUUUUUGGCUUUUGGCUUAAUUUGAUCUCACAGAAUUGAUUCAUUUAUUUGGCUGUUCUUCCAUGCAUCAAAGGUGCAAUUUGUGGAUUACUGAGAUAAAAAUUUACCAUAAAUUUAUUUUAUUUAAUCCUAAUGGUGCACCAAG
Molecule: messenger RNA, 1017 nt
Organism: Pistacia vera
Lineage: Eukaryota; Viridiplantae; Streptophyta; Magnoliopsida; Sapindales; Anacardiaceae
Exons: 3
Coding region: 185-892 (235 amino acids)
Source: RefSeq, a predicted model, not a curated record